GCUCCCAGUCUCGGUGUCCCGCUUUGGACAGAGCGCCUGGGCCACCCGAACCUACAUACGAGCGGCGGAGGGAGACACGGGGCACGCACACCCCUCAAGCGCACGCACACUUACUUUUCCCAUUUUACCGGGGCAGGCGAAGUUGAGACGCAGGACUUUCCCGCGCUGGACAGGGCGUGGCCGUAUUGGCCUGGCCCUGCCCCCCCGUUCGGCCCCGCCCCCCCAGGUUGAUGGCAGCAGCAGCUGGGACAGCAGCGGAUCCGGCAGGCAGCUGAGAGCCGCAGGCAGCGGCCGGAACGCGCGACCCAGUGCCCGGCCCCGGACACGCCCGCGUACCCCGGCCCACUCCACAGAGGAGUCGCCGCGAGAGCACCCCCGCCCGGCUUAGGACCAGUUGGCAGGAUCAAGGACCAACGCGCCUCUAGGCUCUGCAUCCCAGAUCUUUGCUCCAGCCAUGAGCCGGAGAGUGGUUCGGCAAAGCAAGUUCCGCCAUGUGUUCGGUCAGGCAGCAAAGGCCGACCAGGCCUAUGAGGACAUCCGGGUAUCCAAGGUCACAUGGGACAGCGCCUUCUGUGCCGUCAACCCCAAAUUUCUAGCCAUUAUUGUAGAGGCUGGAGGUGGGGGUGCCUUCAUUGUCCUGCCUCUGGCCAAGACAGGACGUGUGGAUAAGAACUACCCACUAGUCACUGGGCACACUGGCCCUGUGCUGGACAUUGACUGGUGCCCACACAAUGACAACGUCAUCGCCAGUGCUUCAGACGACACCACUGUCAUGGUGUGGCAGAUUCCAGACUACACCCCCGUGCGCAACAUCACCGAACCUGUCAUCACACUCGAGGGCCACUCCAAGCGUGUGGGCAUCCUCUCUUGGCACCCCACUGCCAGGAAUGUCCUGCUCAGCGCAGGUGGUGAUAAUGCCAUCAUCAUCUGGAAUGUGGGCACUGGGGAGAUCCUGCUGAGCCUGGACGACAUACACCCUGACGUCAUCCACAGUGUGUGUUGGAACAGCAAUGGUAGCCUGUUAGCCACUACCUGCAAGGACAAGACCCUGCGAAUCAUUGACCCCCGGAAGAGUCAGGUGGUUGCGGAGCGAGCCCGGCCUCACGAGGGCGCCCGCCCGCUGCGGGCCGUCUUCACCGCAGACGGGAAGCUGCUCAGCACCGGUUUCAGCAGGAUGAGUGAGCGGCAACUCGCACUCUGGGACCCGGAGAGGUUUGCAGCCCACGAGGGGAUGAGGCCCAUGCGGGCUGUCUUCACGCGUCUGGGUCAUAUCUUCACCACGGGAUUCACCCGCAUGAGCCAGCGAGAGCUAGGCCUGUGGGACCCGAACAACUUUGAAGAACCGGUGGCCCUGCAGGAGAUGGACACAAGCAAUGGAGUGCUCUUGCCAUUCUAUGACCCCGACUCCAGCAUUGUCUACUUGUGUGGCAAGGGUGACAGUAGCAUUCGGUACUUUGAAAUUACGGACGAACCACCCUUUGUGCAUUAUCUGAACACUUUCAGCAGCAAAGAGCCGCAGCGGGGCAUGGGUUUCAUGCCCAAGAGGGGACUGGAUGUCAGCAAGUGUGAAAUUGCCAGGUUCUACAAGUUACAUGAACGAAAGUGUGAACCCAUCGUCAUGACCGUACCUCGAAAGUCGGACCUGUUCCAGGACGACCUAUACCCAGAUACGCCCGGCCCUGAGCCAGCCCUGGAAGCAGAUGAGUGGCUAUCGGGUCAGGAUGCAGAACCUGUACUAAUUUCGCUGAAAGAAGGAUAUGUACCCCCCAAACACCGCGAGCUCCGGAUCACCAAGCGCAACAUCCUAGAUGCGCGUCCGCCUGCCGGUCCCCGGCGCAGCCAGUCAGCCAGCGACUCCCCCUUGUCGCAGCAGCACACCCUGGAGACACUGCUGGAGGAGAUGAAGGCCCUUCGCGAGCGAGUGCAAGCCCAGGAGGAACGCAUUACUGCUUUGGAAAACAUGCUGUGUGAGCUGGUGGAUGGCACGGACUAGCCUGGCGUAUUUGCUGCGAAGCUCUGCUCACUGCAGAUCCGAUGGAGCAGGGCGCACAGACUGGCAUCGCCGGCCUUUGGUCUGGAACUCCGUACCCUGCUUCCUGGGCUUGGGGUUAGGGGUGAGACCAGAAAAGAAACUCCAUCCCUCGCGAAAGGCGGGGACAUGGGGAUCUUAAGUGGCAAGGACUGAGCUACAUACUAGGCCCCGACUUUAGACUUUACAGGAUUAGGCCUAGAGGGAGCCUGGGAUAAUGCCGGCUUUAGUAAAGGUGCUUAGUGGUGAGGUGGUGUUCCUUGUCCCUUACCCUGGGCAGGGGAAAUGCUUAGCGUUAGUGCGCUGCCUGGGGCUGACCUCACGUGGAUCUCAACAUGUAUCCCCAGAGUCUCAGGAAAAUCCCCUCAUUUCUCCUAAUAAGCUCAUUGAUUUCCUUCACAGUAUGUGGGGGCAGAUGGGCAGCACCCCAUUUCUAUUGCUGGCAAAGCCUGACCCACUGGCUUCAUCCAUCCCAUCCAUGGCACAGGGCUCUCCUCUUUUCCCACUUCCAAAGAUGGCAGCUUCUUGGAGACAGACAUAACCCCACCAGAGAAAUCUCAGGAGAACUGGCAUAAGGUCUCUCUCUCUCUCUCUCUCUCUCUCUCUCUCUCUCUCUCUCUCUUUCUCUCUCUCUCAUACACACACACACACUGCCUCCAGCACUCUACUGAAUCUAUAAAAAAUACUGAGGCAUAAUUAAUGAAAUGAUUUACUAAGUACAAGUCUGUGCCUCCUGCAUGGACGGCUCCCCCCCCCCUUUCCCUUUUUGGAAUCCUGGGGAACCCAGCAAAUGCAAGCUGGGCUGAGGACCCGCCAGGCAGCCUCUUACCCUAGGUCAGCCAUCUUUGCAUUGAGGUUCCAAAGACCCCCACCUCCCACCCACCGGAGGCACUCCUCCCCUAAUAAAGUUAGGUAGAAAAGCAUCUGGUUUGAAACCUCUUUAUUUGUGCCUCAGAAUCAGUCUGGUGCCCCUGGCAUCAGGGAAGGGACUGGGAAGAACAGCUUUACUUUGUUGCUCUUUCUUUGCCCCCCUUUUGUGCCCCUUCUGAGCC
Molecule: messenger RNA, 3081 nt
Organism: Microtus ochrogaster (prairie vole)
Lineage: Eukaryota; Metazoa; Chordata; Mammalia; Rodentia; Cricetidae
Gene: Coro6
Product: coronin 6
Biological process (GO): actin filament organization; cell migration
Molecular function (GO): actin filament binding
Source: RefSeq, a predicted model, not a curated record